Molecule: messenger RNA, 2130 nt
Organism: Trichomonas vaginalis G3
Lineage: Eukaryota; Parabasalia; Trichomonadida; Trichomonadidae
Product: SCY1-related S/T protein kinase-like family
Exons: 1
Coding region: 1-2130 (709 amino acids)
Biological process (GO): protein phosphorylation
Molecular function (GO): ATP binding; protein kinase activity
Source: RefSeq, a predicted model, not a curated record
AUGGGUAAUGGAAUCUCUGACAACUAUGAAAACAUAAAUCCUUUAUUUACAUUAGACUUUUGGAAUGUACACUCUGCCAACAAAAAAGAAACGGGAGAAAAAGUAUCAUUAUGGGUGAUUGAUCAAGAUAAAUUAAAGAAAUCUGUUUCAAAGAAAGCAGAUCGAGAAAACUAUCUAAAAUCUUGUAUGGACUCUAUACAACAAAUGCGGCGACUGAUGCAUCCUCAUAUCUUAAAGAUUUUCGAAUUUAAUGAAAAUAUAUCACAGCUUGCCUUUGCAGCAGAACCCGUACAGUAUUCUUUCCAAUAUGAAGCAAACUUUUCAAUGGAUGAAGUUCAAUAUAUUGCUCUACAACUCGCUGAAACUUUCGAAUUUUUACAUACAGGAGCCAAGAUUUCAUAUCUAGGUCUUUCACAAUCAACAGUAGUCCUUACCAAAUCAUUUGAUGUCAAAUUUUGCCAAUUUAAUUUUGCAUCUCCGAUUAUAAAUGAACAAGGACUUGUAGGAAGCAGAAUCGGAGCAUUUGCUAACUUACCAACACAACCAAGCAUUUCAUUUUGUUCACCAGAACUUGUUGGAAACAAACAAAUUACUACUACAUCAGAUGUUUUUUCAUAUGGCAGCUUACUUAUCUCAAUGCUACUUAAAAGGAUUGCUUUCAGUCCAUCAAACUCUCAAGAUCUUGUUGCGCAAGCUCAAACCGCACCAAUGCAGAUUCCUCCUAACACUCCUGCAGAAUUAAAAGAUUUAUUACUACAAUGCUUAAACAUUGAUCCAAACCAACGUCCAGACUUUUCAACCAUUGCUAAAUGCAACGCAUUCCUAUCAAUGGAAUCAAGAAUUUUCAAGUAUCUCGAUCUAAUUAUUACAAAAGACCAAGCAGACAGAUUCCAGUUCUAUAAGAACCUUCCCAAUGCAUUACACUUAUUUUCUGGACGUAUGCUUCGCUACAAAUUCGCUCCUUUGUUCAUAAAAGAAGUUCAAGAUGAAAUCAAGUACGGACCAAUCCUUAUUCCACUCACUGUCAAAGUAGCAAUGACCAUGGACCCAUCGGACUUCUAUAACGAAGUCAUUAUCCCUCUAGGACCUGCUCUUACUUGCACAAAUCCUCCGGAAGUUUUAGUUUCGGUUUUUUCUGUCAUUGAAGACAUUUUUUCAAAGAUUUCCAAUGACAAAACAUACGAUGUUGUAUAUCCUAUAUACAUGAGUGCCCUGCAGAGUGGUGUUCGCAAACUUAUGCUUGAAGCAAUCAACAAAAUGCCUCUUUUGAUUUCUCAUCUUUCUAAUUCGACAAUUCAAACGAAUCUGCUUCCGAAAUUGGGCGAAUUCAUUUCUAAUUCAUCAGAUGUACAGUCAAUCAUUGCUUGCAUACAAUGUUUGACUUUCGCUGUUGAUAAAGUAGACCAAGAUUGGUUUGCAUCGACCAUUUUGCCAAAACUUUCUGAAGCUGUUGUUAAAAGGCCAACAACUGUUGAUUUGGCUGACCCAAUGGCAGAGAUUCUUGAGAAACUGAGGGCAACAAUAGAUGCAGGACUUAAACAAGUCAUUCCUCUCGCAUCUUUGUUGUUGGCGAACAACCAGAUUGACGUGCAAGUUCAAAUGAGAUUGUGCAACUCUAUAACAAAUGUUAUUGAGAAAGUAAAGAGAGAUAGAAAACUGGCGGAAGGAGGAACAAAGAAGCCAGUUAAAUGGGGAUCAAAGGACCAACAGCAGCCGGAAAUGUCUGCAAGAGAAAUGCUACAAAAAGCAACUGCUCCUCAACCGAAAACUCCUUCAAUUGAUGAUGAUUCAACAGCUGACAUUUUUGGAACACAGCAACAGAAUAUUCAGGGAAGACAACAACAGCAAAAUGUACAGAGACCUCAAGUACUUCCUAAAGCUGCUCCUCAAUCAGCUGCACAGGCAUUGGCUGCUGCUUCUCAACAACAAAGAGUUGUUCAGCAACAACAACAAGUUCAACAACAACAACAAGUUCCUCAAAAUGAUAGUAAUGAAGAAUUUGUUAUUGAACAAGCACCUCCACAACAACAACCUCAGCAAAAGAAACCAUCAUCGAUGUUCUCUGGCCUAAGUGUUAAUUCUAGUCAACAAAGUCAUAAGCCAAAUGCUUGGAAACGACCUAAUAAGUAA